Messenger RNA from Syngnathus acus (greater pipefish), 4485 nucleotides. It is a transcript of the gene lzts2a, whose product is annotated as leucine zipper, putative tumor suppressor 2a. The coding region runs from base 292 to 2535 and encodes 747 amino acids. Gene Ontology annotation, biological process: negative regulation of canonical Wnt signaling pathway; cell division. Lineage: Eukaryota; Metazoa; Chordata; Actinopteri; Syngnathiformes; Syngnathidae. The transcript has 8 exons. The record is from RefSeq and is a predicted model, not a curated record.
AGCACGCCGAGCACUCUCAGCACUCGAGCAGCCUCAGCCUCAGCCUGAGCCUUUUUGGACGACAACGAGCUGGAGAACCGCCGACGGUGGGAGACACUUUGGUGCAGGAGAUUAACCCAACGGAACUCGCUUUAAAGAACGGCGAGAAAAGUGGAAUGUUAUCGUACGGUUGCCACGGAAGUUUCACUCGGAUAUACGACCAAGUGUCGUGGUCAUUGUUGAAAGUGUUGUCCGGAGCUUGAAGACAUCUUGUUUGAGGGUGCGUGGUGUGGCUAACGCCGUCGCGGCGCCAUGGCUCUGGUUCAGGCUCUCCCUGCCACUGACCACCCCGAUCCCGGUGUCGACGUCCAGCAGCGCCAGCCCCUAUCCUCCUCUCCCUCCCCCCCAGCCUCCCGCAGCUCGGCCACCGCUAUGGGUUCCGUAAGCAGUCUCAUAUCGGGACGCGCCUACCAAGAGAGGCACUGCCGAGCGGCUAGCGAAUUCGCCGCCAAGCAGCGCCGCUCGACGCCGGCGACCAGCUGUUUCCGCCUCCAGGAUAAUACCCUCCGCAGCGCCAGCUCCUUGGAGCAGCUGCUGGUCAUCUGCAACCAAGAGCAACAUCACCAGGUUCUACCGCCACCGCUGCCCACCAAGAAGCAGCCUCGACCCGGCAACUCCGCAACCGCCGUGGCUCCCGUCGGCGGGGAUAACAAUAACCCGGGAUACGUGAGCGGCGAGGUGGUCGUCGGAGACUGGAACGACAACGUGGUCGUGGCAGCCGUAAGUCCCUGCAGCGACUCGGAGGAGCAACGGGAGAACAGGACUCUGAAUGGCAAUAUAGGAGGACCUCCCCCAAAGCUCAUCCCAGUUUCCGGACAGCUUGAGAAAAACAUGGAGAAAGUGCUGAUCCGUCCAACAGCGUUCAAGCCUGUCGUCCCCAAGAAUCGCCACUCGGUGCAUUACCUGUCCCCGCGACCCGGCGGCUGCAGUCUGUCAGAGAGCCAGGGCAGCCUCAACCUCCUUCUUCCCCUCGCCGGAGCCAAUGCGGCCGGCGGCGGCGGCGGCUCCACUUCGGAGGAGAAGCGAGACUCUUUCGGUGGGAGUGGCAACGCUCGCGGAAGCCAAUCUUGCUCCAUGUCAGACUCCGGCAGGAACUCCCUCUCCAGCCUGCCCACUCACAGCAGCGCAGGCUAUAGUCUGGCCCCCAGUGAGAGCUCCAGCUCCGGGUCAGCCCACCCGGAGUCCGGCCAGGUUCUGGUUAGAAACACAUCAGGCGGGAUGGGGACUCACGGUCACUCGGAUAGCGGCCGUUCGUCGUCCGGCAAGAGCAGCGGCUCGGGCUCGCUUAGCGGGCGCGGGCAGCCCCUGUCGGACAGCGGCUCGUGCGGCCACUCGUCGCCGCCUGUAGAAGGCUACGAGGUGGUGGUGAGGGACCUGGAGGAGAAGCUGAGGGAGCGCGACGUGGAGCUCCAGCAUCUGCGGGAAAAUUUGGACGAGAAUGAAGCAGCCAUUUGCCAGGUGUACGAGGAGAAGCAGCGUCGCUGUGAAAGUGAGAUGGAGGAGCUGAGACAGAACUGUGCCACCAAGAUGAAGCAGGCCUCUCAGAAGGCCCAGAGGACACAGCAGGUCUUACAGUUGCAGAUCUUUCAGCUACAGCAAGAGAAAAAGAAACUGCAGGAGGACUUCUCGUCUCUGCUGCAGGACAGGGAAUCUCUGGAGAGGAGGUGCGCCACCAUCCAGCGUGAGCAGACGCAGCUCGGCCCACGGCUGGAGGAGACCAAGUGGGAGGUGUGCCAGAAGUCAGGCGAGAUCUCCCUGCUCAAGCAGCAGCUGAAGGAGAUCCAGUCGGAGCUCAGCCAGAAGGCCGGCGACAUCGUGACGCUGAGGGCCCAGCUGAGAGAAGCACGAUCCGAGCAGCAGGCCGGCCAGGCUCGCUGUCAGGAGGCUCAGGCGGCCGUGCGAACGCGCUCCCUGGAGCUGGAGGUGUGCCAGAACGAGCUGCAGAGGCGCAAGAGCGAAGCCGAGCUGCUGCGGGAGAAGUUGGCCCGCCUGGAGGACGAGACGCUGCGUCUCCACGACUCCCUGACGGCCAGCGGCGGGAAGGCCCAGUGCGUCGUCGGCCUGCCCCUCCAUCAGGGGCGGGGCCUGUCCAGGCGGGCGGGGCCCAGCCCCUGCAUGUACCGCGACGUGGACGACUGGCGAGGGGAGAGCGAUGAAGCCAAGGCGCUGAGGCAGAACGCCGAAACUCUUCUGGGACUCAGACAACAGGUGGACAGGCUGAAGGCUGAGCUCAUGUACGAGAGGAGGACAAGCGAAGAGCAGCUGUCUCGAUUUGAGGAUGAACGCAGGGUGUGGCAGGAGGAGAAGGAGAAGGUGAUCCGCUACCAGAAGCAGCUGCAGCAGAACUACAUCCAGAUGUACCGGCGCAACCGCGAGCUGGAGCGAGUGAUGCGGGAGCUGAGUCUGGAGCUGGAGAACAGGGACAUGGACGACUACGAAGUGCACAGCGGCAGCAACGACAUCCACUUUGAGGAGAUUACCGCCACUGAGAUCUAAAGAAGACACGCGAACCCGCCGCCGGACCGGGGAAAAACAAACAAAACAAAAAAAAAAACAGGACGGCUGGCUUUACCUCUUGAGCAGCUCCCAAAGGUGCGUUCUUCUUCUACUGCUGCACUCCUCGUGAUCUUUCAUACAGUGUUUCACCUGCACUUUUUUUUUUAAAAGACUUUUAUUCCACCACUACAAAGUCAGCACAAAAACUUUUUUUUCUGAAGCGGUGAGAAGUGUUUAAAUCAGGAAGGAUUAUUGGAAACAGCAAAAAAAAAAAGAAUGAGUCGGCCACAUGCACAUUUUUUUUACGGUAAACAACAGGGCACAAGCAUGCUUGUCAUGUGAUGAGAACACCUGCUACUUAAUGUUGUGUCUUGUAGUCUUUACGGGGGAUAUUAGCCUGAGCAUGCUAAUGUAGGGUCUUCUCAUCUGACAGUACCACUCCAAUCCUUUGGAGGGCGAUAGUGAGACAAUUUGCUGAUAUCUGCUUUUCCCUACUCGAAGAACGGCAACCUUAAUGCACUCAACAAAAUUGUUCAACCAAAAACUUAUAAUUCCGUCUGGUGAAAGUCAAAAAGCUAUAAAUGGGCUGAUAGAAAUUGGCAAAGUUAAACGGCAACAGUCUGCCUCUUCAUCUUGCUCUUAAUUCCGCUGUCUCUUUUUCUGUAGACCUCAGCACUGCCAGGCAUGCUGUGGCACAACGUGGUAUUACAUGCAAGUUGCGCAACUCUAAAUUCAAACUUGAGGAAAUAUUUUAAAAUAGGAUUUAAUUAACAAGAAUGUUUGUACGUCUAAGUUAAAAUCUAAAUGUAAGUUAAAAUAGGCACAUAGUAAGAUUGACUAAUUUUAGUUUUUUUUUAUUAGUAGACCGCAAUCCAGAGACAAACUAUUUGUAGACAAACAUUCAAAAGUAAAUUUUCCUUACUGCGUCCCCGCGGAAGGAAAGCAAAACAAGUGCAGCUGUUUGUUGCGGAUUCUUGCUCUCUUUGUUUUGCCUCCUACACCCUAAAAAGUAUUUUUAGCAGCGCUAAGAAACUAAAAACAAAGUUUUAUUAGUCUCACUGCUUCUUCCUCUUCAGGCAGCCAUUUGUUCCUUCGAGCGGGUUUUAUUUACCUUCCAGCAGCCAAAAGUUACAAUCACUUGAACUUGAGUCUUUCAAAGCUUUGCGAGCUGAGCCAAUCACAAGGCACAUGUAGACAAACAAUUCUUUCAGUUCCAACGUCCUUAGCACUGCGAGGCAGACGUGCGAGCACACGAGGCCCACCGCGAUGCACGACAUUUUCUCCAACCACUAGAAAAUACAACGCAAACUUUGGCAGCAAAGAUGAACAUUUAAAUCGCUCCACAAGCUCAGCUUUAAUUCUGAUUAUUUUUAUUAGCCAGCAUGAGAGAGCUUACAUUUUCUAAACGAAAUAUAUAUCGAAAAGGAGAUCAAUAUCAGGAAGGGUUGUAUAUUUUUAUAUCCAUAUAUGAAUAAAGCACCGACUAAUAUUUUUUUUUUUUCUUGUAGCACCGUUGUCAGUGCCAAUUCUAUCUAUAUGAAUGUCUAUACUAGAUAUAUAUGCAGUAGACUGCAAAGGCUAAAAACAAAAAUGUAAUGUCUGAGAGAAAGCCCCCAAAAAUUAACCUACAAAUAAUUCUAAUAUUUUGUUCAUAUCUUUUCAUAAAAAUAUCGAGUAUAGCCCAAUUCCCGACUGUUACUUCUGGUUUUGAGUGUAAAUAUGUAAAAAAGUUGAAAGUAUAACACAUAUUAGCCACUGUGACUAUAGACCAAAGCAACCUAACUCGUUUGUUUGUUUUUGUUGUGGCUUCUUUUUUGUUACCCUUUUUUACGUUAGCUUAUGUUACGUCACACUUGAUUCAUAAAGCAGACGUCGUUCAUGUAAAUGUGUACAUUUCUUGUAUAAAUGUGUGGCUUUUUUCAGUAAAGAGAAAGUUGUCAGAACAAUCAA